GUCCUUGAUUCCCGUUUUCUAGAGGCGAGCUGUUUUGGUCACCCUGAUUCCGAGGAUUGCCCAUUCUCGCACCAAAACAAUCAGUCCAAAAGUGAACCGAAAUCAACAUCAAAUCUCGGCGGGGUUCUCCGGUCAAUCCAUCAUGGAGGGCGAGAAUCCACCCAAAAAGCCUCGAUUGAACGAGCACGAGCCUUCUACUUCGGCCUCCAAGUCCGCGAAGGCCGACGAAGAAGAUUCAGCCCAGGCUCAAGGCUGUGAAGAGGACGACGAUAGCGAGAAUUGUACGAUUUGCAUGGAGCCUUGGACCAAUUCGGGCGAACAUCGGAUUGCCUCGCUCAAAUGCGGCCAUUUCUUCGGAUUGGCUUGCAUCGAGCGAUGGCUGAAAAGCGUCAACUCGCACGGCUGUCCCAAUUGUAACGAGAAGGCCCAAAAACGGGAUAUUCGGGUGCAUUUCACCCUCCGCCUCAAGGCCAUCGACACGAGUGAACGUGAUCGGGCCCUCAAGGAUCUGGCCCACGCCCAGGGACAACUCAGACAAGUCCAAUUGGACUACAAGACUUUGCAAGUACAAAACAAAUUGCAAUCCGAUGAAAUUGAGCAACUCAAGCGGUUGUGUCAAGCGAACCGUUCUUUGACAGACUCGGUGGGCGUCUCUUCGUUGUCUUCGUCGUUGAUGGUGAGCACCAAAGGUGGCAAACCGGUCGGAGCUCGGGCCUUGCGCUAUGUAAAGCAAUUGGAUAUCAUCCGUUCUAUUCUCGACGAUUCGGGCUCCCGUGAUCGUUAUUGUCGACUGAUGGCCUUCAAUGAAGUCCACGCUAUGCUCAUCGUAACCCAACCCAGUUUUACGGCCUUGGCACCGGGAUUCGGCAUCCGAAGAAUCAAUAUGUUGGACCGGAAAGUGGGCACAUUCAUGGCGUUGCACAAGGACUCGAUUCGAGACAUGGCCUUUCAUCCCACCCGACAUGACCAGUUGUUAUCAGUAUCGCAAGACAAAUCUGUCCGCCUCACCAACGUCAAUUCUGGCCAAGAGAUCCAACGAUACUCUUGCGAUAGUGAGGUGUGGAGUUGCGCUUGGGAUCGAGAUAAUCCUCAUCAGUUUUUCAUUGGAACGCGUCGAAGCGAGAUCUGGCUGUAUGACACGCGUGAAACUGCACUGGACCCGAAGAUGAAACUCGAAUUUCCGGCCGUGGAACGGAGGCCCAUUAUUUCCUUAGCCUAUGUGCAAAAGGACGCUUCCAGUCAGUUCAAAAUGGGCGGCCUCCUCGUCAUGACCCUAGGUUCGCUCUGGUUCUUCGCUCAAAACCCGGCAGACGCCAACAGUUAUGCGCCUCAUCGUCUAAAACCUUCCGAGCCGUUUUGGUCCAUGCGCUUUGACAAUGAUCUCAGACUUCUACUAAUCUCCACCCGACCCAAUCCCCAUUCCAGACACAUUGUGGGCUCCCUCACUCAAAUAGAAGUGCCUGAAAGUGAAAAUCAGUGCUCGUUGAUCGAGAUGUACAAUAAAAAACGAGGUGGCUCCUACACCGAAAGAUCGUUUCUCAAGGCUUGCAUUUUCCGGGAUGACCAAAGAGCCAUAUUAGUAUAUGGUCGAGGAUCAUCUGGCUCCGAUCAUAAGAUGGUUUUAGAGGAAUUGGGCACAGAGAAGAUUUUGCAAGAAGUACGGGUCCCAAGGCCAAUCUUAGACAUUGCCAAAUUUUCCGUCAACGGAGAGCACUUUGUGGCAGCCUUGUGCGAAUGUCAAGUGUUCAUUUAUCAAUGGAUGGAAAAUACGGAGAAUAGUUGAGUAUGCACUUGAGACCUGAUAACUACUACGCUUUUUAUAAGAAUUGAAUCGUCCUCGACCAAUUUUUAUACUUCACCACUCACAUCCACUCAGUAUCAAAACCAGAUCCACGAGCAAGGGGUCGUUUGAAAUAUAAAGCGAUAUAUUUCAGUCUUAAAA
Messenger RNA from Tigriopus californicus, 1942 nucleotides. RefSeq names its product E3 ubiquitin-protein ligase RFWD3-like. The record is from RefSeq and is a predicted model, not a curated record. Gene Ontology annotation, molecular function: protein binding; ubiquitin protein ligase activity. Gene Ontology annotation, biological process: interstrand cross-link repair; protein ubiquitination. Bases 143 to 1783 code for a protein of 546 amino acids. Gene Ontology annotation, cellular component: nucleus. The transcript is spliced from 2 exons. NCBI's taxonomy places the organism in Eukaryota, Metazoa, Arthropoda, Copepoda, Harpacticoida, Harpacticidae.